Messenger RNA from Helianthus annuus (common sunflower), 1757 nucleotides. RefSeq names its product polyubiquitin 9-like. Lineage: Eukaryota; Viridiplantae; Streptophyta; Magnoliopsida; Asterales; Asteraceae. Gene Ontology annotation, biological process: modification-dependent protein catabolic process; protein ubiquitination. Gene Ontology annotation, molecular function: ubiquitin protein ligase binding; protein tag activity. The transcript is spliced from 3 exons. Bases 562 to 1623 code for a protein of 353 amino acids. The record is from RefSeq and is a predicted model, not a curated record. Gene Ontology annotation, cellular component: nucleus; cytoplasm.
UUUAUGUUUUAACUAUGUUUUUUAUGUGUUAAGUGUGUUUUUUAAUCAUGUUUUUGUGUUUAUUAUUGAUUAACAAGUAGAAUAGGUCAUAUUGAUGUGCACAAUAUUUUUUUUAAAUUUUUUUUUAAUUUUGAGCGCUUCGUAUACGUGAAGCUCUCGCUUCGCGCUUGAAGCUUCGCUUAAAGCUUUUGGAACCAAAACGCUUCGGAGCGCUUCGCGCUUUUUUAAACCAAGCUCCUUUCACCAUUCAACAUCCUCAUCUUCAAAACAACACAGGCUGAAGAAAACAGGGAGGAAGCGAUGAUGCAGAACUUAAAAAAAGAAGGGCGGUGGUGAGCCACGUAGGCUGGCUUUUAAAAGGGAGAAAAACACAGUAAAAAAACAACGCACAGAUUCAAACCCGGAAUACGACAAACAAAAAAAGGCCCCCUACACCAGUGAAUCACCACAGCUGUCCUAAACGCAACCGAAAACAAUAAGUUUUAAAGACAAACAAAAAGUGCGAAAUGAAUAAAAAACAGCCAACAGCAGGUGGACAGGUGUCCACCUACUGUUUCCAAGAUGAUGCAGCUGAUCAUGAGGACCACCACAUGUGAGAGCAUCUUUUUGGAUGUUGUGGGCUCGGACACGUUUGAUAAUGUUAUGGCGAAGAUGAAGGAAAUGGCGCACAAGUGCAGCUUUGACUACUGUUUGUGCCUUCCUUCCAAUUCCCUCAUCGCAGAGAUGCUGCUGUGCAUCAGGACCACAACAGGUAAGACGUUCGUCUUGAAGGUUGUGGGCUUGGACACGUUUGAUCUUGUUAAGGCGAAGAUCGACGACAUUUGCAGCGUCGACAACCAUGACCUCCAUUGGGAACUCAUCCCUAAACCUAAGGGUUGGUGGUGGGGGGGAAUGCCGAUAUUUGUGCGUAUUCUCAAUGGAAAAACCUUCACUUUGUCUAUCCAAUCGGACCAGAAAAUCUCCAGCUUGCAGUACCAGAUCAUGAAAAAAGAAGAUAUUCCCGGGUACAGGCAGAAGCUAUUCCUGGCCGGAAUGAGUCUGCAGGUGGGAGACCAUACGCUGGCACACUACAACAUUGUUGCGGGUUCCACCCUGGAUCUUGUGGUGAAUGAAAAGGGAGUGGCGCUAAACACAGAGAUUUAUGUAGUGACCGCCAGUGGAAAGGUCCCUGUGGUGGUUAAUUACGACCUCUUGAUCAAAGACGUGAAAAACUUGAUUGAAGAUAAGGUUCACAUUCCCCUGAAGCAGCAUAGGCUGGUCUAUGAUGGAGAGGAGCUUGACGACGGCCGCCUCCUGCGAACUUACAACUUCCAGGAGAAGGGCCCCUUCAGGCUUGUGAUCAAUGACACAUCCAUGGAGAUGGAGACAAGGGUGUCGAUGAGGAUUCAGAUCCAGGUUUCCGCCACUAAGAAGACCAUCCACCUAGAUGUGGGAAGCACAGACACCAUUCACGAUGUGAAAGCCAAGAUUCAGGCCCAGGAACACAUUCCUACGGGUCAGCAGGUUCUGUUUUUGCACAAUAGGAGGCUAUACGUGGACACCUUUACCCUUGAAGACUACUCUAUCGACAACGGAUCCACCCUCUAUCUUGCUCAAGUUCUUGGUGAGACGCUUCUCACUUAGGAUGUAAAAGUUAUGUCCUCACAAACUUUGACCAUUGCCCCUUUAUGGUUUAGUCAAGGAUUUGGAUUUGCUAACUUAAUACUUAAUCAAUGGAUGAAUAUUUAUUAACUUGUGAAGUUUAUUGCUUUUCGAUC